Aphidius gifuensis is the source of this 564-nucleotide messenger RNA. Its product is annotated as WAS protein family homolog DDB_G0292878-like. Bases 1 to 564 code for a protein of 187 amino acids. NCBI's taxonomy places the organism in Eukaryota, Metazoa, Arthropoda, Insecta, Hymenoptera, Braconidae. The record is from RefSeq and is a predicted model, not a curated record. The transcript is spliced from 5 exons.
AUGGCUGAUUUAACUGAUUCAAUGGCUCGGUGUCAAUCACCAUCAGCAUCAGUAUUAUCAUCAUCAUCAAAUAUAACGUCACCCAGUAAAAGUAGUAUCACCACAUCAUUAUCAGAUGAUGAAACUAUAAAAGAUAGUGAUAACGACAGUGAUAUUAUUUCUGAUGAUGAAUGUUCAAUUGAUCCAAGAAAAAUAACACCAAGACGAAUUAAUGAUACCGGUGGUGACAAUAAUGUUGCUGAUUUAAUUAAUCCAAUGGCUCGUUGUCAAUCACCAUCAUCAAAAUCAUCAAACAUAAAGUCUUCCAGUAAAAGUGAUCAUCAUAAUGAUAAUAAUACGUUGACUGAUGAUGACGAUGAUUUAUCAACGGUUCGUCAAUCUCCAUCGAGAUCACUUAAGAAUCCACCAGCAAAAAGUUUUACUGAUCGUCCAACGCCACCACCACCUCCACCACCGCCACCACUACCACCACCACCAAUAAAUAUAGAAUCAGAGAAUCAUACCACAAAAAGACAGAUUGAUGAUAAUAAAAACAACAGAAACUAUCAAGCAUCAAUGGAAUGA